UCUCGGACCCAGUGCUGGCCGCCAGUUAAGUCCCCGCUUCCUGUCGCCGGUACCAUGGAGGCGGCGGUAGAAGCAGAAGUAGAAAACGAGGACGGCGACAGCAGCUGCGGGGAUGUGUGCUUCAUGGACAAAGGCCUGCAGAGCAUAUCAGAGUUAUCUUUAGAUUCAACCCUUCAUACCAUCAAUCUUCAUUGCAAUAACAUCUCCAAGAUCAAAGCCAUUGAUCAUGUUUGGAAUUUACGACAUUUAGAUCUGUCAUCUAAUCAAAUAAGUCAAAUUGAAGGGCUAAACACACUGACAAAACUAUGCACUUUGAAUUUGUCCUGCAAUUUGCUCACAAGAAUAGAAGGACUUGAAGCACUAAUUAAUCUGACUAAACUGAAUUUGUCUUAUAACCACAUAAAUGAUCUUAGUGGGUUGACGCUUCUUCGUGGACUAAAGUAUAAGCUUAGAUAUAUUGAUCUUCAUAGUAACUGUAUAGAUAGUAUCCAUCACUUACUUCAAUGUAUGGUAGGAUUGCACUUCUUGACAAAUCUUACUUUAGAGAAGGAUGGAGAGGGGAAUCCUGUCUGUCGUGUACCAGGAUACAGAGCAGUUAUUCUCCAAACUUUACCACAGCUUAGAAUUCUAGACUGCAAGAACAUAUUUGGUGAACCAGUAAAUAUGGCAGAAGUAAAUUCAUCACGCCUACAGUGCUUAGAAGGUCUUUUGGAUAACUUAGUUUCUUCUGAGUCUCCCCCAAAUAUAAGUGAAGAUGAGAUCCUUGAUAAUAUGCCAGUGGUAUCAUCGCCCAUCACAGAGUUAACUCCCUUGGAGCAGUUUGCAGAUACACCAGCAGAUACACAUGUUUUGACAUCGUUUUUAUCUGUGUGUCCAUCUUCUGAGCCAGAGAAAAUUAAUCAUGAAAAGGAAUUUCAGAAUGAGAGGAAACUCCAGAAAUUAGAUGAUCAGCUUUUACAUCUUCUUGAUGAUGCUUCUAGUACUUUAAUAGAUAAUGUUCCUGAAAAAGACCUGAGACCAAAAAGAGACACGGAUGUAACUUCUGAAAGUGAUUAUGGAAACAGAAAAGAAUGCAACAGAAAAAUUCCUCGAAGAUCAAAAAUCCCAUAUUAUGCCAGAAGUAUUCAAACUAUUAAGCAUCACAAUAGAAACAACAUUUUUGUAAGUUGUAAUCGUAAAAUAAAACAACCUUACUUUAAAGAUUUAUACGUAAGAUCAUCUUUAGCAAACUGUAAUUUUUUACAAGAAUUAGAAGAACAGAAGAAUGAAAUCAUUAAAGUAGAAAAUAACAUCGUAGAAGACAACACGUACCGGUCCCUUGUUGAACAGCUAGACCAAGAGAGAGAGAUGAGAUGGAAAGCUGAACAAGCUGAAAAGAAGCUUAUGGAGUAUAUUGAUGAACUGCAUAAACAAGCUAGUGAAAAGAAAGAUGUUCAUAGCUUGGCUCUACUUACCACAGACAGGCUAAAGGAUAUUAUUUUUAGAGAGAGAAAUGCCAAAGCACAACUCGAAAUUAUGGUUCACAAACUUCAAAAUGAAAUUAAAAAACUAACUAUUGAAUUAAUAAAAACAAGAGAUCAACAGGAGGAUCACAUUAGACACUUAAGAACCCUGGAAAAAGCAUUAGAAAAAAUGGAGAGACAAAAAGGGCAGCAGCAGGCGGCACAGAUAAGGCUUCUCCAAGAGGUGGAAAUCAAGGCUGCAGCUGCUGAUAGAGAAAUAAACUUACUUCGAACUUCCCUUCAUCAAGAAAAGGAACAAGUCCAACAACUUCAUGAACUUCUGGCAUUGAAAGAACAAGAACACAGGAAAGAACUUGAAACAAGGGAGUUUUUCAGUGAUGCUGAGUUCCAGGAUGCCUUAGCUAAAGAAAUAGCCAAAGAAGAGAGAAAACAUGAACAAGAAAUUAAAGAAUACCAUGAUAAAGUUGGUAUAUUAAACCAGCAAUAUUUGGAUUUAGAAAAUGAAUUCCGUAUUGCUUUAACUGUUGAAGCCAGAAGAUUUAAAGAGGUUAAAGAUGGUUUUGAAAAUGUUGCAACUGAGUUAGCCAAGAGCAAACAUGCUCUUAUUUGGGCUCAACGGAAAGAAAAUGAGUCUUCCUCUUUAAUUAAAGAUCUGACCUGUAUGGUGAAGGAACAAAAAACAAAACUCGCAGAAGUUUCCAAAUUAAAACAGGAAACAGCAGCAAAUUUACAGAAUCAAAUCAACACUCUUGAAAUUUUGAUUGAAGAUGACAAGCAGAAGAGUAUUCAAAUAGAACAACUCAAGCACGAAAAAGUCCAGCUUAUAUCUGAGCUAGCAGCCAAGGAAUCACUUAUUUAUGGUUUAAGGACAGAAAGAAAAGUAUGGGGACAUGAGCUGGCACAACAGGGAUCCACUCUAGCCCAGAAUCGUGGAAAAUUAGAGGCUCAAAUUGAAAGUUUAACUAGAGAGAAUGAAUCUCUAAGAAAGGGAAAUGAAAGGGAUAUUGAUGCAUUAAGAAUAAAGUGCAAAAUCAUUGAAGACCAAACUGAAACCAUUACAAAAUUAAAAGAUAGUGUACAAGAAAAAGAUGAGCAAAUCAGAGCAUUAAAAGAAAAAAUCACGGAAGUAGAAAAAUCUGCUCAAGAACAACUUGAUGAAAAAUGUGCACAGCUGGAUACUAUAAUUGAGAAAUUGGAAAGACACAAUGAAAGAAAGGAAAAACUAAAACAACAGUUGAAAACAAAGGAAUUAGAACUUGAAGAAAUUAGAAAAGCUUACAGUUCACUUAAUCAGAAAUGGCAUGAUAAAGGAGAACUUUUAUGUCACCUUGAAACGCAAGUAAAAGAAGCAAAAGUAAAAUUUGAAAACAAGGAAAAGAAACUUAAAGCUGAAAGAGACAAAAGUAUUGAACUACAAAAAGAUGCAAUGAAAAAGCUUCAUUGUCUGGAUGAUGCCUUUAAGAAACAAGUCGAUGCAAUUGUUGAAGCUCAUCAAGCUGAAAUAAUACAACUGGAAACUGAAAAGCAGAAAUGUAUUGAUUCUGCAAAUUUAAAGGUGCAUCAAGUUGAAGAAGAAAUGCGUGAACUUCUGGAAGAAACAUGCAAGAACAAAAAAGCAAUGGAAGAAAAAAUUAAGCAACUUGCUUGUGCUCUAAAUGAAAUUCAACAAGAUAUGUGAUGGUUCUGAGAACGAAUUUAAUUGAAAUGGACCCGUAGACCUAUUGUAAAAAUGAUUAAAUAUUGUAACAGUAGUAACUGCUAUGACUUUGAAAUGUCUCUUUCUACACAUUUCAUUUUGAAUAUAUUUUUAAAAGACUUUUGAUCAAAUAUUAAUUGUAUAUGUAGGUUUUUAUAAUAAAUUGUUGAUAAUUAUGUGUAUUAGAAAACCUAUUAUGAUAACUAGACUUACAACACUUUGUUGUUUCUGUGCUAUACAUUGUUUGGUAAUUACAUGUUUGCCUACAGAUUUGUAAAUGAAGAUUAGUAUUUUGACUAUAUGAGGGAAAAUAUUUUAAUCAUUGUUGUUAACAUUCUGUGUUAAUGAAGAAUUAUAUUUAUUGGUUAUCCUUUAGUUGAUGUAGCUCCAUUCUUUUAAAAUGCUUAUAAGAUGUAGCCAAGAAAUAUUUGAAAUUUGUAUGAUAAAAGAUGUGGCAUUCUUAAAGCAUAUGUAGCCAUCUCCACAUCACACCUACUACCACUAUUUAUAAUGCAUAUGACUUUUCAUUAAAGAUUGCAUUUAAGGUUUUAUUAAUAUUGUCUGUUCCAGAAGAAGAGCACUACUUUUCAUGCUCAUUCUCCAUAUUAGUCACUGUAUAAGAAGAGAGUUUUGAUUUUGCAACUGGAAACACUCAGAUCAUUAAUUGUUAUUUUAUUCUUGUCACCUCUUAAUGCUGUGUAUGCAGAAUGAACUCCUGAGUGCUAUGCCCUUAUAUUUCUGAAAGGAAACAAAAUAUAA
Marmota flaviventris (yellow-bellied marmot) is the source of this 3918-nucleotide messenger RNA. RefSeq names its product leucine rich repeat and coiled-coil centrosomal protein 1 (gene Lrrcc1). Gene Ontology annotation, molecular function: protein binding. Lineage: Eukaryota; Metazoa; Chordata; Mammalia; Rodentia; Sciuridae. The record is from RefSeq and is a predicted model, not a curated record. Gene Ontology annotation, cellular component: cytoplasm; centrosome.